Messenger RNA from Tyto alba (common barn owl), 1638 nucleotides. It is a transcript of the gene MTX2, whose product is annotated as metaxin 2. Lineage: Eukaryota; Metazoa; Chordata; Aves; Strigiformes; Tytonidae. The transcript is spliced from 11 exons. Gene Ontology annotation, cellular component: SAM complex. The record is from RefSeq and is a predicted model, not a curated record. Gene Ontology annotation, biological process: mitochondrion organization. Bases 665 to 1348 code for a protein of 227 amino acids.
CUACAUGUCUGAUAAGAGAGUGGAGGAUAGACUCUUCUGGGAGUUGCCAAGUGACUGUGGUGGUAUCUUCAGUAGUUAAAAAACAACCAAGCCAACCAAAAAAAAAAAAAUCCCUCUUACCUUGUGGAACCUCUCUGCAGAUCCUGCUUCCAUUAUAGAGCAUUCCUGCUGAUCAGUCUUAUCAUAGUAAAAAAGCCACCAAACCCAAGAAGCGAAUACACAGCUGUAUUUCAAUAACAAAACAACUCCACAACUUCAAGGAGGGGAAAACAGAGUUUUAGAUGGAUUAAAACUGAAUUACUGUAGGGGAGUAUAUUUCAGUCUGAAGCAGAGAGCCUGUCCAGGCCCCGUCUCCCUGUUGAUGCCCAGUACAGAGAAUAAAAGCUGGAAUUCUUCAUGAUGAGAAAUGCGGUAUCAACAUAAUCAAUCUAGCAGCAUUGCGUUGUAGCUGAAAACAUGCUUAAAUCCCAAGCCAUACAGGAAGACACAAUGGCAUCCCUUUCUUGCAUUGCUUUGAGGGCGGCGGCGGCAGCGGAGAGGAGAAUGGCAGUCGCGUAAGAAGAGGAGGAAGGGGAGGGUGGGCUGAGUCGCCUUGUGACUGGCUGUGGUUUCUGGGCUCUGGACUUUUGAACUGCGCUAAAGCAACACAAAGGCCUUUUUGCAAAUGUGCAAUCUGCCAAUCCGGGUGGUUUGCAGGGCUAAUGCCGAGUACAUGUCCCCAUCUGGCAAAGUACCCUUUAUUCAUGUGGGAAAUCAAGUCGUAUCUGAACUUGGGCCCAUAGUCCAGUUUGUAAAAGCCAAGGGCCAUUCUCUCAGUGAUGGGUUGGAUGAAGUCCAAAAAGCUGAGAUGAAAGCCUACAUGGAAUUAGUCAAUAAUAUGCUCUUGACAGCAGAGCUCUAUCUCCAAUGGUGUGAUGAUGUUACAGUAGAGGAGAUUACGCACCCAAGGUAUGGCUCCCCUUACCCGUGGCCUCUUAACCGCAUUUUGUCCUAUCAGAAGCAGUGGGAGGUAAGGCGAAAGAUGAAAGCCAUUGGAUGGGCUGGAAAGACACUCGAACAGGUGCUUGAAGACGUAGAUCAGUGUUGUCAGGCUCUCUCCCAGAGAUUAGGAACACAACCAUAUUUCUUCAAUAAGCAACCAACUGAAUUAGAUGCUCUGGUAUUUGGACAUCUGUUCACAAUCCUUACUACUCAACUAACCACUGAUGAACUCUCUGAAAAGGUGAAAAACUACAGUAACCUCACAGCCUUUUGUCGGCGAAUAGAGCAGCAGUACUUUGAGGGUCAUGAUAAAGACAGCUCCACCACUGUUGCAGCCCGCUCUGCCAAGAGGUCCUUACUGAGAUAAGCGUGGUGGUUGGUGGCUGGGGUGGAUUGCAUUUCAGUUUUGGGUUUUGUUGUUCAGUUAACCAAUUUUGAGAAUGGAAAUGUGUGUUCGCUUACUGAAGCUGCCAAAUCAUUCUGGAGCAAGAAAAAACUCUAAAUGCAGUUUUUUUGUGUUGUAGAAUAUACUGUGCACAUUUAACUUGAGAUGACUGUGUGGGCACUUCCCUUUUAAUAGCCUGUAUGUCACUUACUCUGAAGUGACCUUGGAAAAAUAUUGUAUCUGUAUUAAAAAAUAAAAUACUUUAAAAUGUG